UAAUAUGUGAAAGCCUUCUCUCUCAGCUUCCCAAACAGAAACUUUUAAAUAUUUUCAUAAAUAUAUAUAAAAGAUGGGAGUGUUAGUUGAUGUGUUUUUGAUUUUGGUAUAUAUAAUAUACACAGCAAAGGCAGGUGAAGCCAAGGAUUUGAAAUGGGAGGUGGAAUACAAGCGGUGGUCUCCAGACGGGAAGGAAAGUGUGGUAAUAGCCAUCAACGGGAAGUUCCCGGGCCCCACAAUACGGGCUCGGGCCGGCGACACCAUUAAUGUUGAGCUCACCAACAAGCUUCCCACUGAGGGGGUUGUCAUCCACUGGCAUGGAAUCACACAGAAAGGGACACCAUGGGCGGAUGGAACAGCCUCUAUUUCGCAGUGUCCCAUUAAUCCAGGAGAAUCAUUUGUGUACACCUUCAAAGUCGACAAAGCGGGCACAUUCUUUUACCAUGGGCACUACGGUAUGCAACGGUCUUCGGGGCUCUACGGGAUGUUGAUCGUCGACGUGGCGGAGGAACAGACGGAGAAAUUCACGUAUAACGACGAGUUCCACAUUCUGCUCAGUGAUUGGUGGCAUAAGGGCGCUCAUGAACAAGAGGUUGAUCUCUCCUCCAAACCCAUGCGUUGGAUUGGAGAGCCACAGAGCUUGUUAAUUAAUGGGAGAGGGCAGUUCGAUUGCUCAUUGGCGGCUACUUCUUCUAGCGAAUCGGCAGUCCCAUGCGACGAUCUAGAAGGCGGUGAACAAUACGCUCCUCAUAUCCUCCACGUCGUUACCGGGAAGACCUACCGCCUUAGGAUAGCCAGCUCCACCGCGUUGGCUUCACUCAAUUUUUCUAUUGGGAAUCACAAGCUGACGGUGGUGGAAGCCGACGGCAACUACGUGGAGCCAUUCACCGUGGACAACAUCGACAUCUACUCCGGCGAGAGCUACUCCGUCCUCUUCACCGCCGAUCAAGACGCCACCCAAAACUACUGGAUUUCCGUGAGCGUGAGAGGGAGAGAGCCCAAGACUCCGCAGGGCCUAACCUUCCUCACCUACCAACCCACAUCCGAGAAACAGCUCCCCCCCUCGGCCGCCCCUCCAGUGGCGCCGGCCUGGAACGACUACGUCUCCAGCAAGGCCUUCUCCAACAAGAUCCUCGCCGCCGCCGACUCCCCUCCGCCGCCGACCAACUCCGACCGCCGUAUCGUGCUGCUGAACACGCAAAACACCAUGGACGGGUUCACGAAAUGGGCCAUCAACGGCAUCUCACUGUCCCUGCCCACCACCCCCUACUUGGGCGCCAUCAAAUACAAACUGAUGGACGCCUACGACCACACGCCCCCACCCGAUCACUACACCCCCGACGACUACGACAUCAUGAAGCCGCCCCCGAAUCCGAACACGAGAUCUGGCAAUGGAAUCUACGAGCUCGAAUUCGAAUCCACCGUUGAUGUGAUCCUGCAAAACGCGAAUACAAAUUCGGUUGAGGUGAGCGAGAUCCACCCUUGGCAUUUGCACGGCCAUGAUUUCUGGGUGCUUGGUUAUGGAGAGGGCAAGUUCACGGACAAGGACGCGGCUGGAUUUAACCUGAAGAACCCGCCGUUGAGGAACACCGCUGUGAUCUUCCCCUAUGGGUGGACGGCGCUGCGGUUCAGGGCGGAUAAUCCGGGCGUGUGGGCGUUUCAUUGCCAUAUUGAGCCGCAUUUGCAUCUGGGAAUGGGGGUUGUGUUUGCAGAAGGUGGUGAUCGUCUCGGCAACAUUCCUAAUGAGGCCCUUACCUGCGGAUUGACGGCCAAAUAUCUCAUGAAUAAGGAGACUGCUACUUAAUUUCUUCUUCUUGUCGUUGUUGUUCAAUUCUACUAUAUGUACUCAUCAGUCCAAUCCUUCAUCAUUCUCAUCA
This is a messenger RNA of Salvia miltiorrhiza (redroot sage), 1877 nucleotides long. Its product is annotated as L-ascorbate oxidase-like. Gene Ontology annotation, molecular function: oxidoreductase activity; copper ion binding. Bases 74 to 1804 code for a protein of 576 amino acids. The transcript is spliced from 5 exons. Gene Ontology annotation, cellular component: extracellular region; plasmodesma. Lineage: Eukaryota; Viridiplantae; Streptophyta; Magnoliopsida; Lamiales; Lamiaceae. The record is from RefSeq and is a predicted model, not a curated record.